AAUAGGAAUUCGGAUUAGUCAAUUAUUUCUAUUCCCUGUUCCUAUUGGCUAAUGCUUAUUUCUAUUGCCUAUAGCUUAGCAUUGUGCAAGGACCUUAACUGGAGUGACGUGAGAAAGAUAACAACGGAUCAGUGAACAGCAGAUCGAGUGUUAUAUCAAAUAUACGUCAAAAUGGCUGAACUUAUAGCGAUCCCGUUAAAGAAACCUUCCGAUAUUGACGUAAUAAAACCUCUUACUAAUAUCAUAAAAUCAACAUACAACAGCCCAGGUAAUCAAAAAGAUUAUACGGACGCUAUUGCAGAAUUCAGCAAGUUGAGGAACAAUGCUUUAUGGCGAGCUUUUGAAAAAUAUGAAAGUUCUUUGGAGGUUAUUUACAGUUAUUAUGAUCAGUUAUGUGCUUUGGAAGGAAAAAUCCCAGCUCAUGAAUUGCAAAUACCAUUCAAAUGGAAAGAUGCUUUUGAUCGUACAAUUUUUGGUGGAAAACUUAGUUUAACAAUUAGUACAUUGGCAUAUGAAAAAGUAUGCGUUCUCUUCAAUAUCGCCGCUUUGCAAAGCUCGGUAGCUGCUAUGCAAUCAUUAGACAGUGACGAAGGAUUAAAGUUGGCGGCUAAAUUAUUUCAGCAAUCGGCUAGUAUAUUUAAUUUCUUGAAAGGAGCUGUUAUGAUAGCAAUUCAACAAGAACCAACACCUGACAUUAGUCCAGAAACGCUUGGCGCGUUAAGUGCAUUAAUGCUCGCACAAGCACAAGAAAUAUUUGUGUACAAAGCAAUCCAUGAUUCUAUGAAAGACGGUAUUGUCGCUAAAUUAGCGGCACAAGCAGAAGAAUUGUAUGCGGUUGCUUUAAAAAUGUUUCAGAAAGAAAUCUUUCGUGCAUUUUGGGAUAAAGAAUGGGUACCUCUGAUAGCAGGUAAACAAGCUGGUUAUCGUGCUAUGUCAGAGUAUUAUCAGUCGCUUGUAUGCAAAAACAAUAAAAUGAUUGGAGAAGAGAUUGCCAGAUUAGAGUAUGCUGUGGAGCUAUUCAAAGCUGCUCAAGAGAGAUCAAACAAGCCUAAUUUAUUCCAAGACUAUGCUAACAAAGCACAGAGAAAUUUAACGGAAGUGAAGAAGGAUAAUGAUUUUAUAUAUCAUGAAAGAAUUCCAGACGUCAAGAAUUUGGAAGCGAUAGGAAAAGCUACUGUCGCCAAAUUACUUCCACUUCCUGAAACAUUCAGUUCUAAUUUUAAAGACCUCUUUGCUGAAUUACUGCCUGUUGGUAUACACCAUGCAUUGUCAGCUUAUGAAACACGUCGUAAUGAACUUGUCAAUUACGAAGUUUCGAAUUUACGUGAAAUGACUCAACUUCUAAAUAGCGUUUUGGCAAGUUUGAAUCUACCAGCAGCUAUAGAAGACACUAGUGGAACGGAAAUACCUCAAUCGCUCUUAGAAAAAGCGUGUUACGUACGAGAUGCAGGUGGAAUAAGAGCUUUGGAAGCAUCCAUGAAAGAAUUGCCGGAUUUGUUGCAACGUAAUAAAGAACUUCUGGACGAGUCUGAAAGAAUGCUGCAAGAAGAACGUGAAUCUGAUAAUCAACUACGAGAUCAAUUCAAAGAACGUUGGAAGAGAAUACCAAGUUCUCGCUUGACAGAACAGUUUACUGUCAAUUUACAAAAAUAUCGUGAGAUUAUUAAUAACGCAGUUGCUGCUGAUAAGGUGGUUCGUGAAAAAUAUGAGAACCACAAAGAAGGAAUGGAAAUUUUAAGUUUAGAUGAGGAUGAACUUACUAGUAGUGUUCCACAGGGUUCCGCUGUUCAAGAAAGUAAUGUUGUUAUGCAACUUAGAAAAUUAAUGGAAGAUGUUGGGACUUUGAAAGCUGAACGUGAUGCUAUCGAAAGCGAAUUUAAGUCCGCUACUAAUGAUAUGAAAAGCACAUUUUUAUCUGCAUUGGCCAAAGAUGGUGCGAUCGAUGAACCGAAUAUAUCUGUCGAGAGUUUGGGAAAAUGUUACGGACCUUUGCAAAAGCAAGUACGAGAAAAUAUAGCACGGCAAGAAGAAUUAGUCGCUGAGAUUCAGAGUUGCCAUGCAGAAUUUACAAACGAACAAGCCGGUGCUGGUAGUUCGCGAGAAACAAUGCUCUGUAAGCUGGCUUCCGCCUAUGAUGCUUUUAAAGAGCUUAAAAGUAACUUAACAGAAGGGGCUAAAUUUUAUAAUGAUUUAACGCAGUUACUGGUGGUUUUCCAAAACAAGAUAUCCGAUUUUUGUUUUGCCCGAAAAACUGAAAAGGAGGAGUUACUGAAGGAUUUAACGACAAAUUUGAGUCAUACCGGUCCUGCUACGACACCGAACAUUCCAUCGCAUCACAGCGGGCCACCUGGCGUAAACCAAACAGCGGAUACAGCAUCGUCACCACAACUACCUUAUCCUGUGCAACAAAGUGGUAUGCCCAUGCCUUAUGGUGCUACACCAGCAACACCAUAUCCAGCAUAUAUCCCUCCACCUAUGCCAGCAGCUUAUAAUCCGUAUGCAACGAUGCCAUAUCCUACACAAGGAGGAUAUAAUCCGUACCAGCCGAUACCUCAAGCUCCGUACGGUGGCUACGCAACAUUACCGCGUUAUAGUGGUGCUCAACCGCCACGUGGUCCAAACCCAUGGUAAAAAUUAUACAGGAGCAUGUAGUAUUAAUAAUAAUAUUAGAGUAUACUUUAUAGUAUACUGUGAUUUUGUGAUUAAUAUGUAAAUCAUAAUAUUGAUUGAGAUAAAUCAAGCAUUUUAUAUAUAAAAAAUUCGCUAUUAACGUACAACAAAUUCAUGAAGACAAUGAUAGCAUUCGACAAAAGUCAAUAUAUACGUUAGCACUUUGUGUUAUAUUCUUGAACACUUUGUGUUAUAUUCCAGAUUCAACUUAAUGUUUCUUUUUAUGGUUACAAGCGGUUAUGCUUUCCAGCACUUUAUACGUAUUAAGUGCAUUUUUAAUAUGCUAGGAAAAAAUUGCAACUACUUAAUAAAUAUGUAAAAAAAUGGCUAGACAGUGUUUAGUAGAUGUCAUGACAAUUGCAAAAUUGCUUUUUUUGCUGAAUGCAUCCAAUGCCGUUUAUAAUUCAAAGAAAUUUGCGUUUGUGGGUCGUUGUAUUACACGUUUUGCGAUAGUAAAAUUUUUAUAAUACAGAUUGCUUUUUGUUGAGCUUUAAGUGCCGCUUUAUUAAUUGCAUAAAGAUACUUUAUAUAUAUAUCAAUUUAUAAAUAUAUUUUUAAAAUAAGCUGAACAUGUAUAAAUUAUUUUUACACCUGUUAUUGAGAUUUUAUUGGGAAAAAGUUGUAAGUUGGUCCUAAUGUUGAUUAUGUAGAUAUUGAGCAAUACAGAUGAUUAUAUUAUUAAGAAUACAUUAUUAAUAAAGACAAUUUGUAUUGAUGUCAUAA
Messenger RNA from Odontomachus brunneus, 3393 nucleotides. It is a transcript of the gene ALiX, whose product is annotated as programmed cell death 6-interacting protein. The record is from RefSeq and is a predicted model, not a curated record. Lineage: Eukaryota; Metazoa; Arthropoda; Insecta; Hymenoptera; Formicidae. Gene Ontology annotation, cellular component: endosome. Bases 172 to 2631 code for a protein of 819 amino acids. The transcript is spliced from 15 exons. Gene Ontology annotation, molecular function: protein binding. Gene Ontology annotation, biological process: mitotic cytokinesis.